AUGCAAUCCGCAAUCGGACUUCUUUUGGUUAUCGCGUCCGUUUCUCACGCUCAAGUGCUAUCGUACAACUGUGCUGUCCCGCCAUGUCCUCCACCAAUGGCAUUAGAACCAUCUCCAUAUGCAUGUGCAGCUCCUCCAUGCCCACCUCCAGCUGCUCCACUUCCACCACCACCAAUGCCAGCUCCAGCUCCAGCUUACAACCCAUAUCCAUGUGCCAAUCCACCAUGUAUUGUUGUUGAGCCAAUGCCAGUUGCUCCACCACCACCAGCUCCAGUCCCACAAUACAACCCAUAUCCAUGUGCUACUCCACCAUGCCCAGCUCCAUAUGUUCCAGAGCCAGUUCCAGCUCCACAGCCAGUGUACGAGCCAUACGCAUGCGCUGCUCCACCAUGCCCAGCCCCAAUUGCCCCAGAGCCAGUUAUCCAACACGUUCCAGUCCCAUAUCCUGUCCAAGUUCCAGUUCCAAUCCAAGUUCCAGUCCCAACCCCAGUCUACCAGCCAACAUAUGCUUGCGCUGUCCCACCAUGCCCUGCCCCAGUUGCCCCAGCUCCAGCUCCAGUUUACGCUCAGCCAGCUCCAGCUCCAGCUCCAAGAGCCGUACCAGUCUACGCUGCUCCAGUCUGUGCUCAACCACCAUGCCCACCAGCUGCCUAUAACCCAUACGGAUACCAAGGAACACCAGGAUACGCUCCAGCGUAUGCUCCAUACGGACCAAGCUACGCUCCAAACUACGCUCCAGGAUAUGCUCCACAAUACGCUCCAUCCUACAAUCCAUACACUCUCCGUUCCCCAUUGGCAGCUCCAGCUCCAGGAUACUAUCCAUCUCCAUUCAGAAGAGCAAUGCUUCUUUUGGGAUCCAACAAGGGAAAGAAAAUGUCGAUCGUGGCUGCUGAAGAGAAGAAGAAGACCGCUUAA
Messenger RNA from Caenorhabditis remanei, 915 nucleotides. RefSeq lists its product as uncharacterized. Lineage: Eukaryota; Metazoa; Nematoda; Chromadorea; Rhabditida; Rhabditidae. The record is from RefSeq and is a predicted model, not a curated record. Bases 1 to 915 code for a protein of 304 amino acids. The transcript is spliced from 3 exons.